GAAACACGUAUAUCAAAAUUCAUUAAUGGGUGGUAUGUAUAGGACUCCAUUACUAAUGGAAUGUAGAUUCGAAAUACAUUUUAGCGCUCGAGUCAGAAUCAAUUUAUUUUGAAAACAGACACUAAGGAGCCAUAUUGCUUUUACAUGGGAUCAUUUGAUCUCGCGCUGGACGAAGUCAUACUUGGGAUAGGAAAAUGAUAUGUGAUGACUAACUGAAAUUUGAAAGUCAUCAACUCAGACUCGUUUUGGUUUGCUCUGCGUGACGUGCUCUAAUUAAAAAAUAAAUGUAAAUACGACUUAAACGAGAUGAUUCAUGAAUGUAGAAGCUAACUACGUAAGCAGAUCAUUAGAUAGUCACAGAACUCAACCUGUUCGCGCUCGGCCAAUAGUUUGAGUGAGCAGAACUAAUUUAACUUGAACGAAUGAACCGAGCUGACAUGAAAAUUGCAUGAGCAGAACUGACUUAACUGAUAAGCUGCUUGCUUCGACGUCCAGCACUACAGGAUCAAGUGGAGCUGGGGAAGGUUGUUGAACAGUUGCUCUUGCGUGAAGCCCACCUCCAUUGAUGCAGUAUUGGCUUGCAGAAGCAACAUAUCAAGGCAGUCGUCGAUGGGUGGACGUCCCUCAAGUCAUGGCCGACAGUUCAGUUUCAACACGUAGGUCGUGCUUCGCUAAUCUUUAAACACUGCAUCGAGCUCCAUAAUUGAAAGUAUUAAAAUUUACGAGAUUACGUCUUAAUGCUUUGAACCACUUGAAAGAUCCACUUCUACGUCACCGCCCAUUUUUUUUUCUCGAAACAAAUUAUGUCUACCAUUCUGGUUUAAAUUUUCACAAAAAAUAGCAGAAUAUCGGAAUACAUGUCCAAGCUCUACACUUUGACCAAAAAAAAAAUCUGACAAUUCCAAUUUUUCAGUCUAUCCUUCUUUAUAUUUCAUUAAAUGUAAUUUAAUAAAUCGGAAGGAGGAUGUGUUUCACCAAGGCAGUUGAGUAUCGGACAUGGAUUGUUGGUGACGGCACUCAACUGAUCUGCCUUCUCCUUUUGCAGACGCACUCAUGUGUGCCAAGAGCCGUGGGUCCCGCCAGCUUAUGUGAAGGGCGGAAUUGGUGCUUCGCAGCUUGCUUGGGGCAAGUUGCCGACGCGAGUAACAGAAACCGUGGCCACGACCAAGAUAACGAUGGCGUUAAUGCUAUCCUCCACUUCCUUUCCGCUACUGCUUCUCGCCCUUCUGUCCCCUGCAACAGCCACCGUUGGCAAAGCUUCGGAGGAUUAUGACCAGAAGUCGCCGGUUGUCGACCAACAAACCAACUUCCUGGUAGCGCGAUCGACGUGCUCGGAGACUCUGUACCGGGACGUCUGCGUCGACACGCUCACUUCCUUCCUGGAGGACCUCAGGCGGAAGACCAUCCCCGAGAUCGUAGCCCGCACCAUAAAGCACGUCCGGGAGAGGGUGGAGAAGUCUUCCUCUCGGGCGUCCUGGCUGUCCAGGAAGACGAGCAGCCCCUGCGAGCUGAUGGCGCUCGAGGAUUGCCGGCAGCUCUUCCACCGGACGCUGCAGGAGCUGGACGCCACGCUCGAGGACCUGCAUAACACCAACGUGGUGAGUUCGAAGGCGGCCGACGUGAACACGUUGUUGAGCGCCGCCACCACCAACCAGUACACGUGCCUCGACGGCUUCUCACACUGCGACGGCUGGGUGAGGUCGCGCAUAGAGAAGGGCUUCUACAACAUCUCCAGGUUGGUCAGCAACUCGUUUGCGAUCGCCAAGAAGAUCGAUCCCACGAAGGAGAGGAGAGCGGUCGAAUCCGGCGAGGCGUUCCCGAAGUACGGCGGCAUGAAGCACGGCUUCCACAGGUGGGUGUCCGCCGACGACCGAAGGCUCCUGCAGGCCAACGUCAGCCGCGCCGUGGCGGACUUGGUGGUGGCGAAGGACGGGAACGGCCACUUCACCACCAUAUCGGAGGGCGGUGUCGGCGGCGCCGAACAAGAGCACGACUAGGUUCGUGAUCUACAAGGCCGGGGGCUACUUCGAGAAUGUGGAGGUGCCUAGCUACAGGCCGAACCUAAUGUUCAUCGGAGAAGGAAUGUGGAAGAUGGUGGUGAAGGCCAAUCGGAGCGUUCGGGACGGCUGGACUACCUUCCGCUCCGCCACUGUCGGAGACCCAAUCCCCAACAGAAGAAGGUGCUUACAGCGCAAGGGAGGACGGACCCGAACCAGAACACUGUGACACUCCUAUUGAAGUGACGGGAAAAGCAUUGCCACCUUUUGCUGGGGUCCAAUCUGGCCGUAGACGUUGCAGACUCAGCGCUAUCAAGUUUGUAUCUCUUUCUGCCUUUCUCUAUAUCGUUAUGGCAUUAAUCACACCUUCUUUCCUCCUACAUGAGAGUGGAGGCGUGAAGCUUCUGCACGGGGGAAAAAAUGGCGUCUCAGCUAGCUCUUGUGCUCCUCUUAUUCUCAGCCCUUCUUCUUCCUUCUUCCAUGGCAUCAUCCGGCAGCGAUGUGCACUACGAGGUGGCCAAGUCCGCUUGUGAAGGAACGCCGCACCAUGAGCUGUGCGUCUCCACGCACGCCUCCUUCGACGGCCUCGCCUCCAUGUCCACCCCUAAGAUCAUGGAGCGCCUCGUCAAGGAGAUCGCCAAGGACGUGGAUGUCUCCUGCUCCAACACUACAGCCAUCGCUAAACUGCGAGAGCUCAGGAAGAUAGACAAGGAAGUCCUCGUCGGAUGACCGGCUGCCUGCCACUUAGAACCCUUACUACAUUUUUGCAUUGCUUAAUUGAAACAAAAACAAAUGGCACACCAUUUGGAGAAUUUGGCUGUUUACGUUUUGAUGGGUCAUUUACAACUUCAAAAAUGAUAUUAUUUAUAGAAACGAAGCGGUCUCAGUUGAACACAGGCUUCCUCCAUUUUAUAUGAUAUCUGGUUAAUUUCUCGUAACUUAUUGAGAAAUACUGAUGCCUUCAAUAUCAUACAA
Molecule: messenger RNA, 2972 nt
Organism: Nymphaea colorata (pocket water lily)
Lineage: Eukaryota; Viridiplantae; Streptophyta; Magnoliopsida; Nymphaeales; Nymphaeaceae
Product: pectinesterase 2-like
Exons: 3
Coding region: 1176-1997 (273 amino acids)
Molecular function (GO): pectinesterase activity; pectinesterase inhibitor activity
Source: RefSeq, a predicted model, not a curated record